AUGGCUGGGACACUGCAGUUUCUACUUUGUCUAGUGGUAGCCAUUGGUCUCCUUGGGCUCCUCCUGCAGCACCAUGUGCCCAGGGAUUUGGAGUGGGUUGAGCAAUGGCUGUGGCAACUCCAUGAUCUUUAGAAGGGGCCUCCCCUUAGCCCUUGGGUUUUCAAGCAUCUGUUCCUUACAGGCCUUGCCUGUGUCUACUGACUCCACAGGGCUAGUGAAGCUAAGGAAAGGGGCCAUUGGGCCUAGGUCUUUGCCCUCCUGGCACAGGAAACAUUCUGGGAUCUGUACAAGGAUUUCUGUUCACAGGACCAGCACCGAUCUCUGGGGUCCUGGACCUCCAUCCUUGACCUAUCCCCUGGCCCUUCCCUUUCACUUGACAUUCUCUCUUCUCCCUUUCCCCAUCCUGGGCGAGCACUCUAUCUAGCUCCUGGUCCUUCCUCUUCAGAUCUCUGGCCUGCCUUGACCCCUGACUUACUCUUGUAA
Molecule: messenger RNA, 483 nt
Organism: Arvicanthis niloticus (Nile rat)
Lineage: Eukaryota; Metazoa; Chordata; Mammalia; Rodentia; Muridae
Gene: Fam180b
Product: family with sequence similarity 180 member B
Source: RefSeq, a predicted model, not a curated record